CCAAUGAGAAGCUGGCUCUCUUCAUCAGUCGUUGUGACCUCAGUAUUCAGAUUUCCUUCAUUUCAAUUUCUUCUGUGACGUUUCGCUGACGUCACGUCCUGAACAAAUCAAACAUUCCAUCCGCUAAUUGUUAGCAUAUAAAACUUUUCCUGCAAGUCUGGAGACUCAGACUCAGCAGAUUAAAACUGGAUUGAGUCUUUUGAAGACGGGUUAAGCUUUUAAAGGUUUCUCUCCCCAUUAAAACCGGUGCAAGUCCCCCCUCCUCCUUUAAUCUGCCCUGCUCUGUAACAUCUGUCCCCGUCUCUGCACGUCCUCCUCUCAGUGAAUGAUCCGCCUGCUGUUGCUGCUGCAACUGAUGCUGAUCCUCAACACAACCGGCAGAAAACGUUUCUUCUAAAAAAAAAAAAAAACCUGACGCUCCUUUUUCCUGCUGAGGAAUCGUCCGUCUCUGAGCAGGAUCAGGUGCAGCAGGUGAAUGGCGGCGUUCUGCAGCAGAGACUCUGUCAGAUCUUCAGAUGCGGAGAACUUGGUUUGCACGCUCAGUUCAUCUGAGGGAGUAGAAAACCCUCCUGACAUAAAGGUCCACUGCAGACCUGGAGGCGAUGAAAAGGUUCAUUCAAAGAUCUCCGGGUAUCAGACGGCUCUCCACCGCAGCGCCAUGGUGGGGAACAGCGAGACCACAGCCGCUCUGAUCGCUGGAGGCUGCGCUGUGGACCUGCAGGACCCACUUGGAAACACGGCGCUCCAUGAGGCGUCCUGGCACGGAUUCACACAGUGUGUCAAACUGCUCGUUAAGGCUGGCGCUGACGUGCGCGUCAAGAACAAGGCAGGAAACUCGGCGCUUCACCUGGCCUGCCAGAACGCACACGCUCCCACUGCUCAGCUCCUGCUGCUCGGAGGUUCAAAUCCCGACGCCAAGAACAAGGUGGGCGAUACCUGUCUGCAUGUGGCUGCUCGCUACAACAACCUGAACCUGCUGAAGAUCCUGCUGAGGUCGCGCUGCCGCUUGAAUGAGACCAACCAGGUUGGAGACACAGCUCUUCACGUCGCAGCAGCUCUGAACCACAGGAAAGCUGUUCAGCUUUUACUGUCAGCCGGUCUGGAUGUGAGAGUCCGGAACAACGCAGGAAAAACAGUGCUGGAUAAAGCCAGAGAGCAGCAGAGCAAACAGGUGGUUCUGCUGCUCUCCAAAGUUCCUCAGGUACGUUACAUGAGGAGAAAGACGAUGUGGAAGCCCAGACUGAGAGCGCCGACUCGACCCGCCAAAGCCGGCGCCUUGAAGAUGGAGCAAACAGAACCCAGAUCAGACGGUAAGGAACUGGAUGCAGAAGAUCUCACCUCAGGAACGAAACACAAUAAAUCGCAGAAGGACGAGUUCUGGGGUGAAGGUGGAAAAACGUUUCAGCUGUACACUCUGUACAGAGACAGGGAGGGCAGAGUUCAGCAGGCUCCUGCCAGCGGCUGCAUCUGCGAGUCUCUCAUAAAGAAGCUGCAGGGCGAUCUGAUGACCACAGAGCAGGAGCUGAGGCUGCAGAUCCUGAAUGUCCAGGAGGAGCUGCACGGCCAGAUGGACAGGAUGGAGCGCCGCAACAAACACCAGCUCAGGAAGUUGGAGAUGUUGAUCCAGGAGAAAGCAGCGUCUGAGAGGAGGAGCCUUACAUCCAGGAUGGAGCAGAGAGCAGCACUGGACCGAGCAGAAGCUCUGAGGAACCAGGACUCUCUGAGAUACGAACUGAAGAGCUGGUGUCUGUCUCUGCUGGAGGACUUGGACAUCUCAGUUCCAGCUGAGACCGUUUACCAGAACCUGCUGCUGUCUCCGUCCGCAGCAGAAACGGACCUGGAGUCGGUGCCGCUGCUGUUUUCUGGAGACAGCAGCCCCUCUGUGUCCGCCAGCACCCUGAGACCCAGAGGAUCUGAGAGCUUGAGGCUGGCCGAACCGACCGGGGGCAGGACCUACUUUGAGAUGAAGAUGGACAGGUGUGCAGAUUACACCGAGGAACGCUCCAGCAGCACCAGCAACGGCCCACAGGAAGAGGUCUGGGGCCCCAAAAACGACACCGUGGUUCUGGAGUUCCUCAUGGACCGACCUGCUGAGCCCACAUUCGUUCAGGAGAGGAAACACCUGCACGCCAUAGAGGUGACUCAGCAGUUCUUUGACACUGUAUCGGCUCAGCUGGAGCGCUGGUGCUCCAGGAAGAUCCUGGAGGUGGAGUUCCAGUCGGAGCUCAGGGCCCGGGCGGAGAGGAAGGAGAUGCUGCAGCGAAUCAGAGAGCUGGAGGAGGAGCUUCACCAGAUGCAGACCAAUGAGGAGAAAGGGAGCUUCCUGAGACCAAAAAAAUCAGAUUUUAAUUGAGUAUUGAUACAAAAUGGUCUGCCAGCAGACCUUAGCUUCACAUUUGUUGGAGAUCUUUAUGUUUGUAUGGUUUUAUUAUCAGGAGAGUCAGUUCAGACUGAAAGCUGAUCCUGAUGGAUUUCACUUUGUCUCCAGUAGAUGAGGUUCCAAAGGGGAUGUUCAUCACAUUUUUUGCACAAAAUCAGUUUUAGAUAACUCUGCCUGUUUGUCACCUACCAAAUGUGCUGGAGCUCAUUUGGUAGGUGACGGGUUGCUAGGUAGCAUUUAGUUACCUAGCAGUUACUUGUGGAAUACGACUUAACAAUAGGGAGGUUUUUUGAAAAGGCUCAUUUUCUAGACACCUUAAGCAUUUAGCUUGUUGCCAAAAAGAGGUUGGGUGUUUUUUAACUACUUGGCAGGUUUCCCCCCAGUGUGUUUUAAGCCUGGCGGGCCGCCUGGGUUUACUUCUGCCCCCACCAGGCUAAGUAUUGCUUGUGUAUUUAAUUUUUUUUAUGUUUGCAUUUUUUAAGACUUUAAACUUAAAAAAUGCAAACAUUUUUAAGUUUAAAGGUAUUAGUCUUGGUGUUCAGGUAUUAAUCUUCCAGUUUUUCAAUAACACAUAAUUAUCAAGCGAUAUUUUCAAAUUUCCUGUCAGCUUUAAACAUUUUCAACUGAAAAGCACGAGCCGCUGAUUGAAUGACUGCCCUUGCACCCAACCACCGGGCUGAGAAAGUUUUCUGGGGGAAAAACCUUGCACUUUGGUUGUUUUUAAAAUUAGUUGAGACCCAAAUGGAAGCAUAAGCAUAGAAUAAUUGUGACAAACUCUUCAGAUUUUGUAAAAUCCCAGAAGGUUCCUCAUAUUCCACUCCAUCAAGUGUUAACAGGAACCUUCAGAAAAAUAAAUAAAACCUCUGAGGGUUGGUCUAUGUAAAAAAAUAAAAAAUUGUGAAUAUUUCAGGUUGUGUGAUCACUGUUUUUUGUUCAUCACAGCCUGAUGCAUACUCUCCUCCUUGUGAUAAUGAGCUGAGACAAGUGUUGAGUAAUGUUGAACUGUAUUUUAUGUUGAUUAUUUGGUUGUUAUCGCUGCAGAAACACAAAGCAGAGAAGAUUCUGUUUUCCUAGUAAUCUUGUUUCUGUAUUUUCUGUGGAACAACACAGCUUUGCUCAAUGCAUAAAUAAAAACUGCACAAAAUAAAGUAGCUAAAUAUUU
Messenger RNA from Gambusia affinis (western mosquitofish), 3542 nucleotides. It is a transcript of the gene ankrd6a, whose product is annotated as ankyrin repeat domain 6a. The transcript has 17 exons. Lineage: Eukaryota; Metazoa; Chordata; Actinopteri; Cyprinodontiformes; Poeciliidae. The coding region runs from base 476 to 2353 and encodes 625 amino acids. The record is from RefSeq and is a predicted model, not a curated record. Gene Ontology annotation, molecular function: protein binding. Gene Ontology annotation, cellular component: nucleus; cytoplasm.